AUGGAUACCAAAUUGAAAGAAAGAGUAGACCAAUUAAGUCGGUAUUUGGACGGUGAAGAUCGAAUAAAAGUCGAUAAGUACAUGACACGAUGGAUUGAGAAGAUGUCAAGAGCAUCUUCACGGGUCAACAAAUACCGGUACAAAACUAGAACCGUACGAUUAGAUAGUGCCAAAUUUUCUGUGGCUCCUUAUGAGCGGGUUCUUGAUACUUUGGGUGAAUCUUAUAAAGGCAUAGACGUUUUCAAUAGAGAUGAGUUUCAUAGGGCGUUAGAACGAAUGGUACAGACGACUAAGACAGAGGCGAUAUUUUGGGACUCGCAAUAUGUGAAUCCCAUCACUAUCUUGGCUCACGGGCUUCGCAUUGAGUUUUGUGAUGGGUCUGUUGUAACACUGAAGUGUGAUAGUUGCAAAGAAACAUUGUCAUUAGACCUUUGCGAUUCGGAGUUCAACCAGCAGUAUGCAUCACAUUUGUUAACAAUGCACAAAUCCGUUUGUUUUUGGCAUACUAGCAGUGUUCCGUUGGACAUUGUAUACUAUGUGAAUAAGAGCAGUGUCAUUUAUGAGAUUGAGAGGAUUAAGAUCCAAUGGGCGCGGUAUUCUGGGUUAUCUGAUAGAUUUAAGUCAUGGCAGCUGGGGUUUCCGCUCCCAGAGAAGAUCAAACUGCUUUGUGGAUGGUUUGGAUAUCAAUCUUUACAAAGUUCGGAUAUUGCUCUUUUGUAUGUGCUACUUAGAGGAUACGCUCCCGUUGAUGGUCAAUCUGAAACAGAUUUUGGGAUCUUACAAUGUGUUGGAUCGUACUUAACAGUUGAUGUGAAGCAAGUGCUGUGUAAUUCCGAUUUCAACGGACAUCCUAAAUGGAGUUCACAUUAUGAUCAGGAUACUAUUCUCGACUUACUCUAUGAUACUCUGAUCGAGAUCCCUGAUGAGUCAAUGCAAGGCAGAAUCUCACGGUUGAAAAGGAUUAUCACUAAAUGGUGA
Messenger RNA from Kluyveromyces lactis, 978 nucleotides. RefSeq lists its product as uncharacterized. Bases 1 to 978 code for a protein of 325 amino acids. Lineage: Eukaryota; Fungi; Ascomycota; Saccharomycetes; Saccharomycetales; Saccharomycetaceae. The record is from RefSeq and is a predicted model, not a curated record. The transcript has a single exon.